AAUACUUAAACCGGCUGCCGGCUGGAGAUACCUAUCUUCCUCAGCUGUUAUUCCACCAGUACUGGAUAACAGAAGCUAGUACACAUUAAGACAUUUCAUUCUAAUCAUUUGGAAAGCCAAGACAUGGAAGCUGAAGCUGAUCUUCCAGAGCUCCCAAAUGAAAUCAAAAUCUCCCAAGGCUGCUGGCCAAGUCCCUAAUGGGCUUCAAGUGCGUUUGCAAGUCAUGGUGCUCUCUCACUCGCGGCCCUUCCUUUCUUGCAUUCCACCGAGCCUUGUGCUGCAACAGCACCAGCAGGUACACUCACCUCCUCCUCCAUUUCUGGGACAGAACCACAAGGCAGGAUCACUUGCUCUCCGUCAAAAUUAUCCAAGAUGGAAGUAGUCCAUCACCCACCACACACUGUCUAACACUGCCCUAUGAACAUCAUCUCUACCUUACCCAUUCUAGCAAUGGCUUGGUACUACUUCACCCUGGUAAUGACCUGAUUUAUCACAAAGAACCUGACCAUGAAUACGCCAUGCAUAUAUUCAAUCCCUGCACCAGAGAGUCCAUUACUCUUCCCAAUAUUAUUCCUUCACCCACAAGCUACCCCUGGAUCGACGUUGUACACCUCUUCGGGUUCUGUCUUCUUACUAACGAGUACAGGGUUCUCCAAGUCCAAGUUCAAAUGUCUUUAGGUGAAUCUGCUCGAACCAUUACUUUCAAGAUUUUCACACUGGGAACACAUUCAUGGAGGACCAUACAGGUAGACCUCCAUGAUCUCCCUUUUGAUCCUUUUAAGUGGGAUAUUUUUCAGAAAAGUUUGUGCGUAAAUGGAUCCCUGCAUUGGUUUCAUACCGACACUAGCUCCUAUACGUUUCGUAUCAUUGUGGUUUUUGACCUCAUAGAGGAGAGACUAAGAGCCAUAGAUCUUCCGGAACCUUGUACCUGGGGAGCUGAAAUAUUUGAAUUGGAUGGAUGUCUAGCUCUAGUAGUUGCCGAGUCGUUUAACAUUAGGUCUGAAGAUGGCGAGCUGUUAGGGCAGCAUGACAUGAUAGAGCUAUGGAUUUUGAGGGACUACCAAAGUCAAGUGUGGGUUAAGGAGACUGUCACUAUUCCCAUUCAUUUGAGGGGAUCAAGAGACCAUGAACAUCCUCCAUCGUGUACGAUCCACCCUACACUCUCAUGUCUCCCUUUGUGUACGAUCCAUUCAGGUGUGCUCAUGCUUCAAGUUUCAACAGCAAACCAGUUAUCUAUUUAUGUAUAUGAUAUGAAGAGUAAAACUUUUCGGAGAAGUGAAAUCAUGUUGCCUGGAUGGUUGUGUGGGGAUGUUCAAGUGGAGUUGCUUACUACUUAUGAUGAUGAAAACAUUGUCCCCUUAAGAUGACAAGUGCUUACAACAACAUAAAUUAAUACUCAGAAAUCAACAUAUUUAUGCAAUACUAGGCAAGUUUACAAUGUACUUUGCAUAACAAACCUCACAGAUGAAACCCGUGGAUCCUGAAGCACAGCACUUGAAAUAGUCUUCUCCUGAAACUGUUUGAUAGAACUGAACUAUUUUUCUAUGACAUUCAAAAUUUGAGACCUGCUGGAAACUUGCAGCAAAACCCAAUUUUGUACACCCUCGCAGGGAGGAAUUAGCUAGAGUGUGGCAAGCUUGAUUGAACUGAAAAUGAACAUAUAGUUGCACCUUGAAAGGUGAGACUUGUCCAUUGGAAUUCGUAGAAACAAAUCCGCAUGAUCAGUUAGGAGAUUAUCUUUGUAACUACUUUGUUUGAUGCAAAUCUGGUCUCCAUCAAAGGUUUGGAUCCGUCGAUUUAUUCAAGAGAUGUAUUAGACCUGUCAACAAGUCCAAUGUAUCAUGUAAAUCUGCCUCUUUGUCUUUCUAUCUGGAUUUUACUUUAGUAUUGACUAUGAAAAACAGAGAAAUCAACUUAUUCAACGAUGCAAUGCCGUGCUUUCCAAGUAGAAGAUUGUUUAAAUAACAGGUUAAGGUCAAGCCAGCUGCAAUCAAACUUUGGAGGUUUAACAAGGAAAUAUUUGCUCACCAAGCAUUUUUCUUGUGCCCGCUACCAGCUGGAGAUACCAAUCUUCCUCACAUUGCAGUUAUGACACCAGUACUUUAUAAGCUGUUCUUUUAUUUCAGUAACACUGCUUCUGUCUGCUUUUCCAUCAAGACAUUUGACUCCGACUAUUUGGGAUGCUAAGACCUAGCUACAUGGAAGCUGAAGCUCAUCUUCCCGAGCUGCCAAGUGAAAUCAUAUGCUUCCAAAUACUCCCAAGGCUACCGGCCAAGUCCCUAAUGCGCUUCAAGUGCGUUUGCAAGUCAUGGUUCUCUCUCACUCGCAACCCUUCCUUUCUUAGAGUCCACCGAAACUUGCGCUGCAACAGCAGCAAUAUGUACACUCACCUCCUGUUACAUUUCUACGACGAAACCGCAUUGCAUGAGCGCUUGCUCUCCCUCCAAAUCAACCAAGAUGGUAGUCCAUCACUCCUCACACAUUGUCUAACACUGCCCUACGAAUAUCGUCUUUACCAAACCUACUCUAGCAACGGCUUGGUACUUCUUAAGCUUGGUAAUGCUUUGAUUUAUGACCACCCCAUUCGUAUAUUUAAUCCCUGCACCAGAGAGUCCAUUACUCUUCCCCUUCCUAAUUUUCCUACACACAUAAGCUACCCCUGGUUCCAGAUUGUACACCUCUUUGGGUUCAGUCCUCUCACUAAUGAGUAUAAGGUUCUCCAAGUCCAAUAUCGCAACUCUUUAGGUGAAUCUGCUCGAACCAUUCAUGGCUUUACUUUCAAGAUUUUCACACUGGGCACACAUGCAUGGAGGAACAUACAGGGAGACCAUCUCCCUUUUGAUCCUCUUGAGUGGGACUUUCUUAAGAAAAGUGUGUGUCAAUGGAUCCCUACAUUGGUUAACAGGCUAUAGGUUUGCUAGCAUAGUGGUUUUUGACCUCGGAGAAGAGAGAAUGAGAGCCAUCCCUAUUCCGGAAGAUUAUAUCCCGGACUGCCACUAUGUGAAUUGGAUGGAUGUCUAGCUCUAAUAGAUCCCGAGUCGUUUGACAUUUGGUCUGAAGAUGGCGAGCUGAAAGAACAAGACGACUGUAUAGAGCUAUGGAUUUUGAAGGACUCCCAAAAUCAUGUGUGGAUUAAACACACUGUCACUUUUCCCAUUCAUUUGAGGGGAUCAAGAGACCAUGAACGUCCUUCGUUGUGUACUAUACUAUCAUGUUUUCCUUUAUGUACAAUCCAUGCAGGUGUGCUCAUG
This is a messenger RNA of Rosa rugosa (rugosa rose), 3251 nucleotides long. RefSeq names its product putative F-box protein At4g38870. The coding region runs from base 198 to 1367 and encodes 389 amino acids. The transcript has a single exon. Lineage: Eukaryota; Viridiplantae; Streptophyta; Magnoliopsida; Rosales; Rosaceae. The record is from RefSeq and is a predicted model, not a curated record.